CCACCCCCCGCAGGCUGGAACGAGCUGCUCAUCGCCUCCUUCUCCCACCGCUCCAUCGCCGUGAAGGACGGCAUCCUCCUGGCCACCGGGCUGCACGUGCACCGCAACAGCGCCCACAGCGCGGGCGUGGGCGCCAUCUUCGACAGGGUGCUGACGGAGCUGGUGUCCAAGAUGCGGGACAUGCAGAUGGACAAGACGGAGCUGGGCUGCCUGCGCGCCAUCGUCCUCUUCAACCCCGACUCCAAGGGGCUCUCAAACCCAGCCGAGGUGGAGGCGCUUCGCGAGAAGGUCUACGCGUCCCUGGAGGCCUACUGCAAACAGAAGUACCCCGAGCAGCCAGGGAGGUUCGCGAAGCUGCUGCUGCGCCUGCCCGCCCUGCGCUCCAUCGGCCUCAAGUGCCUGGAGCACCUCUUCUUCUUCAAGCUCAUCGGGGACACGCCCAUCGACACCUUCCUCAUGGAGAUGCUGGAGGCCCCGCACCAGAUGACUUAGGCCCGCUGGUCCCGGCCCGCCCCGCCCUCCUCUGCCCGCCUGGACCUGGGGGCGUGGCCCGCCACUGCUGAGCCUGUGCUGCCGGCCGCCCUCCCCGUUUUCCACGACUCGUCUGGACCCAGCAGCGGGCAUCCCGGGGCGGCCGCCAGAGCGGCAGGAGCCGGUGUGAGCCCUGGGGUUGGGGGGAACCCGGACGGGCUCACGGGGUACACGCCGCUAUCCCCGGAGCCGCAGCGUUCAGAGGGUGGCAGGACUCCGUCACGUUCUGUGGUCGCUGGGUUUGGAAAUCUCCCGUGGGAGGUCCUCUGUUUGCAAGGAUUUCUCUGCCUCCUGUGUUGGCUGGCGCCCUGCCCGCCCAGCUUCACCCACGAUUGGGAGGAGGGGACAGGUUGGGGGGCGCUGCCAAAGACCCCGACCCACCUCCCAGGAGGAUGGGAGGGGCUCUGGUCCCUCAGAGUGAAGGGUGAGCAACCCCUUUUUCCAAAGAUGACUUUCAACCUGCUCCCCAAGCCAGUCAGAUUGGGAGCCGACCUCUGUGCUGGGUUUGGGGGUCGCCUAAGGCUGCAGGGACACCCGUGCACCCCAUCCCACCUGUGUGCUCUCUUUGCGUUGUCCUGGUUCCAGCUCCUGGUCCCACGGGGUCCUAUCCAGGCCGCCCCCAAACCUUCCAGCUUGUGCAGAGGGCUGAGGCUGGCCCCCAAUCCUGCAGGGCGCACCCGAUCUCUAGUGGACCGGAGGUCUGCUGCCCACCCAGGAGGCCCACGGGGAUGGGAGGGGAGGAGAGUCCUCGGUCGGCUGCGCACGCUGAGGGAGGCCAGCAGGGUCCAGAGCUGGAGGGGCCUGUGGGCACGCCGCUGUGGGGAGCGGACAGCUGGCCGGGGCCUGCGGCACUGUGGGCCGCUCUGCUUGGCUGGCGGGCAUCUCGUGGGCCCCUGGGGUGGGGAGCGGCCGAGCGCCAGCACCCUGGGGUCGGGUGGGGCUCCCAGAGACAGGCUGUCCUGUGUCCGUCUGCACCCGCUCUGGUUGGGGGCCCGGCCGGCCAGGCAGGCCCAGCCUCCUGGGCUGGCUCUCUCAGGGUGAAGGCCUCGGCACCAUCGCACUCUCCCUCCGGUCCGUUUUUCCAUCUCACACCCGAAACCCAGCGUUUGUCGGCUGAGGGGCCCGGAACUGCCAGCGGCCCCGGAGCAGGAGUGGGGGUCGGCGUUGUGGGUGCUCCCCCAAGCCUUUCUACCCCGGGGGGGGGUGUGGGGGUGCCCCCGAGCCUGGGUGAGGACAGGCCAGCCUCCCGGCCUCCGUGGGGAAGAGGGUGUCCGUUCUUUGCCCUCCAGGGUCCAGCCCAGGCUGAGCGAGAGGCGCCUGGGCUGACCGUGUGGAGGACCCCACAGACGUCUCCUUGCUCUGGGGCCCCCAUUCCCGCCCCCAGGAGACGUGUCCCCGGCCGCCCCAGCACCCGCCCCACCCGCCCUCUGCAGCAGAGGUGGGGCGAGCCGGGGCCUGCCCAGCACCCCUGGAAGUCUCGGCCGCCUUGGGGGUGUGGUAGUGUCAGCAGAGUGACGCAGGCACCCCGGUGGUCCUCCCCCUGGGGUCCCCCCGGUGGUGGGUUUGUAAGGCUGCCCCUCACCCCGCACCCAGUGCCUUCUGCAGCUGGACACACCCCGUCCACGCCCCGCCCGCCCCGCUGCCCUGGACCACUCUGGAGCCCAGGAGAGGGCCCUGUGGGGGCUGGCCUGGGGGCCCCCCUGCCGCCCCGCCCGAAGCCCCCGGCACCCCCUCCCCCGGCCUCCUGCCUCGCCCCGCACCGGGCCCCCGGUGUCUUGGGGACAAGUCCCCCGUCUUCUCCUCGGGCACUGUCCUCGUAGCAUCCUUGCUGUGUUUGAAAAGGUGGGGAAAUGGCACGUUAUUCGGUAGAUAGACGUUUUCUUUAACCAGACCUUCAGUAGACCGAUCUGGUUCAAUUAAGGUGAUUUUUUUUGGUAAUUAUUAUUUUGGUGGGACAGUCUUUAAUUUUCUAAAGAUAGCACUAACGUCAGCUUGUUGGCCAUCCUGUGCCAUCCCCACUUGCUGGAUGCUUCCGGCAGGCACCCCCCCACCCCAGCAUCACCUCCCGCUCAGUCAUCAGGCGGGGCAGCCGCGGCCGAGGAGCAAAGACGACUGUGUCUCAGGUUCGGAAGGUGUCGGCCAGGCCAGCCUCUGGCUUGUCCCCCACUGGGCGAUUCCUUGGAAGCUGGCCCACCCGGGGACGUCUGUGCAGAGGGCACUCGCGUCAGCUGCUGGCCCUCAUCCCCCCGGGGGAGGAUGGCCCCCCACCCUGGGCGUCCCAGGAGGGUUUGGGCUGGCAGACCCCCCGGGCCAAGUGCUGGAGACCACGCCGCACUCCCUGCUCCGCGGAGGCCCUGGUUGGGCCCAGCCGGAACGUCCAGCUGGAGCGUGACGGGCUGACGUUGCUCCCACCGUGGGAUUUGGUCCCUGCCCACGCAGGUGUGUGUGGGCAACACCCGUGCUGUAGAGACCCCGCGUGCACAGACCUGCUCGCCGUCCACAGACACACAGACCAGUUACCAGCGUUUUCUGUUUAUUUUUAAUCAAGACUCCCCCUCGACCCCAUUUUCCUAUAAAUUUGCUUGUUGUAAGCAAGUAUGUAAGGACCCCUUCUUUGGUGAAAUCCGGGUUCGAAUGAAUACCCUGAGGCAAGAGACGCAUCUAUUUUAAGAUGCUUUGGAGCAAACAGCUUUAGCCGUUGCCAGUCCUUAGCGAUGCCUUAGCCGGGACGGGUAGCUCACAGAGAGGAUGACAUAGAAACAGAGGAGACGUCUAAAGCGUCAGGAAAGGUAGAAAAAAAAAAUCUAUUUUUGUACAAAUGUAAUUUUAUCCCUCACGUAUAACUUGGAGGGCAUGGCGGGGUGGGGGGCUUGUUUUGUUUCUGCUUCUAGAGGUGAAGGCUCUCUGAGUCGACGUCGGGACGCCGGACGGGCGCGCGGGCCUCGGACGACACUGCUGCGGGCGAGAAGGUGGGCCUGGAAUUCUCGAGGGUUUUCCUCCCCUUCCGAGUAACGUUCACGCCUCGCUCUGCGCUCUCCCCGUGGCCAGCUGGCCUUCCCGGGACUGACUGUGAAAUUACUUCCCCCCACGUGACUGUUCUCAAAAGCAUCGCGGCCGCAGGUGCCGGGCGAACAAUGGUGUCAGAAUUGUGGAAAAGAGACUCGGAGCAAAACGGGAGAGGAGAAGCAAAACAUGAGCGUUUGAAAACA
This is a messenger RNA of Capra hircus (goat), 3740 nucleotides long. It is a transcript of the gene RXRA, whose product is annotated as retinoid X receptor alpha. Gene Ontology annotation, biological process: cell differentiation; response to retinoic acid; anatomical structure development. The record is from RefSeq and is a predicted model, not a curated record. Lineage: Eukaryota; Metazoa; Chordata; Mammalia; Artiodactyla; Bovidae. Gene Ontology annotation, molecular function: nuclear steroid receptor activity; zinc ion binding; retinoic acid-responsive element binding. Gene Ontology annotation, cellular component: RNA polymerase II transcription regulator complex; nucleus. The transcript is spliced from 4 exons. The annotation marks the transcript as partial.